ACGACUACGAUACCUAGCUACUCAUCUUCGCAACUAUAUCCUACACUUCAUUAAUUAUUAAUCUCACCUUCCAUCUCUCUCUUUAAAUAACUCUUUAAACAACUAAAUCUCCCUCCAUCCAUUUCCCACCGCCAUGGCUCAAUCGUUAAAAUUAUGCUACCAAUUCUUGGUAAACAACUUCUUCAUACUUCUCUUGAUACCAUCAACAAUAGCUAUUUCAUUUAAAAUUCUAUUCACUAGUCCAGAAGAGAUUAUGAGUAUGUAUAAUUCCAUGCAUUUGACCCCAAUGGUCUUACUGUGUGCCUCAUUCUUCGUCGUCUACAUCCUGACCUUGUUUGUGAUGUGGCGGCCGCGGCCCGUCUACCUAGUCGACUACGCUCUCUUCAAGCCCCCACGCAGCUACCGCGUCUCCUUCGCCGGCUUCAUCGAGCACGUGCGGAUGGGCCGCCUCUUCUCCGAGCUCAAAAGCGUCCAUUUUCAGAUGAAGAUUCUAGAACGUUCCGGGCUCGGGGAGAAUACGUGCCUUCCCCCAGCCCUGCAUUACAUCCCCCCGACGCCAACCAUGGCCAUGGCGAGGGAAGAAGCCGAGCUCAUCAUAUUCUCAGCCAUGGACUCUCUGCUGCAGAAAACCGGAAUCAAGCCUAGAGACGUGGACAUUUUGAUCCUGAAUUGCAGCUUGUUCUCUCCGACGCCUUCGCUCACGGCGAUGGUGAUCAACAAGUACAAAAUGAGGAGCAACAUCAGAAGCUUCAAUCUCUCCGGGAUGGGGUGCAGCGCCGGCUUGAUCUCCAUAGAUCUAGCGAGAGAUCUCCUCCAGCGCUACCCCAACUCCAACGCCGUCGUCAUCAGCACAGAGAUCCUCACCCCAAACUGCUACAAGGGGAAGGAGAGAGCCAUGCUCCUCCCCAACUGCCUCUUCCGAAUGGGCGGCGCCGCCCUGCUUUUGUCCAACCGCCGCGCCGAUCGCUGCCGCGCCAAGUACCGUCUCGCUCACGUGGUGAGGACGCAUAAAGGAGCCGAUGACAAAUCGUACGGAUGCGUGUCGCAGGAGGAGGACUCGGAAGGCAACGUCGGAAUUAAAUUGAACAUCGAUCUAAUGGCCGUCGCCGGAGAAGCGCUGAAAUCGAAUAUCACGACGAUCGGGCCACUCGUUCUCCCGGCGUCGGAGCAGAUCCUAUUCGCGCUCUCUCUCAUCGGAAGGAAAAUCAUCAAUUCGAAAUGGAAGCCGUAUAUACCGGAUUUUAAGCAGGCGUUUGAGCAUUUCUGCAUCCACGCCGGCGGAAGGGCGGUGAUCGACGAGCUGCAGAAGAAUCUCCGCCUGACAAACGAGCAGGUGGAGGCGUCGAGGAUGACGCUGCAUAGAUUCGGAAACACUUCGUCGUCAUCGCUGUGGUACGAAUUGAGUUACAUUGAAUCGAAGGGGAGAAUGAAGAAAGGGGAUAGGGUUUGGCAGAUCGCAUUUGGGAGUGGAUUUAAGUGCAACAGCGCGGUUUGGAAAUGUAACCGGACGAUCAAGUUACCGGUGGAGGGGCCGUGGGCGGAUUGCAUUGAUAAAUAUCCUGUUCAUAUUCCUGAAGUUGUGAAGCUCUAGUAUUUUCAGUUCGUCCUAAUUAUUAUUUCACUCUUCUUUGUCAUCUUAGUUUUUUUAUUCUGUUUUAUGUUGUGGUGCUGUAAUUUACAAGCCAAUAAACACAUUAUUUAAUCUUCA
Messenger RNA from Salvia splendens (bonfire salvia), 1708 nucleotides. Its product is annotated as 3-ketoacyl-CoA synthase 5. Bases 134 to 1591 code for a protein of 485 amino acids. Gene Ontology annotation, cellular component: membrane. Gene Ontology annotation, molecular function: acyltransferase activity, transferring groups other than amino-acyl groups. NCBI's taxonomy places the organism in Eukaryota, Viridiplantae, Streptophyta, Magnoliopsida, Lamiales, Lamiaceae. Gene Ontology annotation, biological process: fatty acid biosynthetic process. The transcript has a single exon. The record is from RefSeq and is a predicted model, not a curated record.